This is a messenger RNA of Hyaloscypha bicolor E, 2636 nucleotides long. Its product is annotated as HET-domain-containing protein. Bases 39 to 2390 code for a protein of 783 amino acids. The record is from RefSeq and is a predicted model, not a curated record. The transcript has 2 exons. NCBI's taxonomy places the organism in Eukaryota, Fungi, Ascomycota, Leotiomycetes, Helotiales, Hyaloscyphaceae.
UAGAAUCUUACGAAUUUCGUCUGCCCUGCUUCUCUAUUAUGGAGCCAUUGUUUGAGCUAAUUAUCCGCCUUCGGCCGCGCCUUGUGGAUGACAAUCUUACCACAACCUCGUCACCUGAGGCUUCAGAGACCGACAACGAAUAUAUGAGCGAUGAUGAACAAAAUCCCCGGAGACAGGCAGGAAAUAUUACUUCUCAGUCUGGUACCAACCAACAGUCCUCCAUUCAAACUACCCUUAGAGAUGAUUUGGUGAUACGCACCAACCCAGCUACCGCAUCGCCGUCCUCUAAGUCGACAAGCUUUCGUCGACCGACACACUUAUCAAAUAUCUUCCCGAUACUAUUCCAGACUAGGGCUUGGAACCAGACAUCUUAUACCUGUAUUCAUUGUAAGAUGCUGGCAAGAUGGAUAUAUACAACCACUCAAUGCCCUCGAACGGACCUUCGAACGUCUGAAUUCGACGAUAUGAAUCUAGUAGAUACUAUAGCGCUUGAGGCCUCAAGAGGCUGUGGAAACUGCCAGUUUAUGCUAGGCUGCCUUCGACAAGCGGUUUUCAGCCCUGACAGUUCUAAAACGGCGCGUUUCCCACAUCGAUAUCGACUGAUGCUCUACGACGAAGGCAUUCAAGAAGAGUGCCUAUUGAAACUGGAGUCAGUAUAUGAGAUUAUGGGCUGGUCAUAUAGUUUGGCAAGCUGCUCCCUUGUGGUCUGUAAUGCCGAUGGAUACGACAACACGAAACUGAGCAAACAUAUUAACAAAGAUCCAAGGUCGGCGAAGUCUGUCUCACUUGUUUCACAGUGGUUGGGAGAAUGUCAAAAUCAUGAAAAUUGUCCGCCUCAAACCGAGCAACCCCUCCCAACGAGGGUAAUCAAUAUUCCGGACAUGCCAGGGACGAAUCUAUCUCUAUGGACCACAUAUGGGAUACCCGGGAAGUACAUCGCAUUUAGUCACUGCUGGGGAGGGUUAGUACCAGUAACAACAACUAUCGACACAAUCAAAGCUCAUGAAAGCGAAAUCGUCUUGACAAAUUUACCACGAAGCUUCCGAGAUGCAAUCGAUAUCGCCCAAAUGCUAGGAUUCAAGUAUCUAUGGAUCGAUUCCCUUUGCAUUAUUCAAGAUUCUGUUCAAGAUUGGGCAAGCGAAUGUUCUAAGAUGGCAGCAGUAUACGCAAAUGCGACACUUGUGAUUGGUGCUGUUGCCGCGGCAGAUAGUACUCAAGGUUUUCUAAAUCCCAGAAACUUCCUUCAAGGCCCCCCGCUAGGCGACGUGAGCAAAUAUUUCCUGCAGGAGAAGAUCACGUCUAGGAAGGAUCAGACAAUCUCACCUCUCUUCUCCCGGGCCUGGGCGUACCAGGAGGCACUUCUCGCUCCGCGCCUUUUGCUGUAUGGCAGUAGUCGAAUGUCUUGGGAGUGUCGCCACGGCAUUAAAGAUGAAGGGGCCAACAUUGUUGUAUCGUCCAAUACCAGCUGUUCGAAGAAGCAGUUUUAUCGGAUCAUCGAUUCAACCCUGCCUACUUCGAGCAUACAGAUCGAUCCGAAGGGCGAGCAACCGACGAGAGCCGACCAUUCUUCUUCGCUAUUGAUCAACAGUGUCUGCAAUCGACUGAACACAUGGUGCGGAUGCGUAGAAGACUAUAGCCUCAGGCAAUUGACUCGCGCAUCCGACAAGCUACCCGCAUUAUCUGGGUUAGCAUAUAAAAUCCAUGACCCCGCAAUGGGCGAAUACCUUGCAGGAAUCUGGUCGAAAGACCUGGGUACUGGUCUCUUCUGGGCUCGCCAUACUGCCAGAGAAGAACUCUACAGCCGACCCUUCUUCAAAUGUCGCGAUUAUCGAGCUCCAUCCUGGUCAUGGGCAUCAUGCGAAGGACCAGUGAACUUCCGAGUGGAGCAUAAUGCUUCCUCACGGCCAGCAAUUGCUACUGAUGCUGCAUUUGCUAGUGAUGUGUGGAAGGAGCGAUAUGCCCCUAAGCUCGUGGAUUACAAAAUGCUUUUGGCUACAUCAGACAAGUAUGGGCAGGUCUUGGAAGGCUCCUAUAUCACCCUCGAAGGUUUCUCGAAAAAAAUGUACCCAUAUAACCUAGCGCCUAAAUGUCCAAAGAAAGAAACAGAUUACUGGCCUUCUCCAUACCCGAUUUUAGCCGAGUACGACGGCUCAUUUACGAUCCGACUCGAUCAUCUCUCAGGAUUGCAGGAGAAGUAUACUUGGUUCGGCACUGAGACCACACCUGGGUCACGGCUUCUAUUACUUCUAUCGGCAUCUAGAUGCUUGAUUUUGAAAUACGUUGGGAACGAUAGCUGGGAGAGAGAUGGGUGCUGCGUCUUGCCGAGUGAGGAAUGUCCGUUAAAUAAUAGUUACUCCAGCUGGGAAAAGUCGAAGUUCAAAUUGGUUUGAGUUCAAACAAAACAAUAAUUUAGUUUAUUAUAUAACUUAGUGUUAACUAAAUAAAUUAAGAUAUAGCAAUCAGAGAGAGGGUACUUCUACAGGAGCGGCAGUAGCAGUAGCUAUAAGCGCACUGCCGCUUUCUAUAUGAUAGGUUGUAGAAGUGCGAAUGCUGAUGCAAAGGAAAAGGCCAUUCCUUUAGCGAUGACGGGAGGCGGAGGAGGGGAAGGGAGGUUCAAGCAAUAUAGAGAUUGAAAU